AGUAAACUGUGGUAGAUCAGUGUAAUGGAAUAAUUCACUCAUUUGCUUGAAAUGUGAUUAACUCAAAUUGAGUAAAAACUGGAAUUAUUUUGAAUAGUGUAUAAUAUAUAUAUAUAUAUGUUAAAGAUAAACAACACUGUCUUUGUGUAUCGAAGAAAAACCACAAGUGCAGAUUUUAAUAAAUUGGAAUUAAUUGGAUGUAAAUCUCGUAUUAUUUAUUCAUAGCCUAUGAGCAUACAUAGAGAUCUAUAACCAUGAGUACAUACAAUAUGAAUCAACCAGCCUCCACCAGGGCUUUGGGCCCUGGAGGAAACAUGAUGGAUCUAGGAGAUAUGCCGAUGGACAACAAACAACAACAGACAUUAAUGUGGCAGCAGAACCAGUACAUGGGAGAUUCAGGAAUCCACUCAGGCGCUACAACACAGGCUCCAUCACUCAGUGGCAAGAGCCAUGUGGAUGAUAUGGAGGAACCAGACCAAAACAUGGAUACAUCCAGGAUGAUGUUCAACUGGGGCGACCAGGGUAUGGGUCCCGGCUUCACACAGGAACAAGUUGAUGAUAUGAACCAACAGUUAAACCAGACACGUUCCCAUCGUGUACGGGAAGCCAUGUUCCCCGAGACCCUGGAGGAGGGCCUCCAAAUACCAUCCACACAAAUUCAUCCCGACCAACCAACAGCGGUACAGCGCCUUGCUGAACCUUCACAGAUGCUGAAACAUGCAGUCGUUAACCUUAUCAAUUAUCAGGAUGAUGCAGAUCUUGCCACACGAGCCAUCCCUGAGCUGACCAAGCUCCUAUGCGAUGAUGAUCAGGUCGUCGUUAGCCAAGCGGCCAUGAUGGUUCACCAGCUGUCCAAGAAGGAGGCCAGUCGAGCAGCCAUUAUGAAUUCUCCACAGAUGGUUGCUGCUCUUGUACGUGCCAUGAGCAACACAAAUGAUACAGAGACAACAAGAUGUGCUGCAGGCACAUUACAUAACCUGUCACAUCACAGACAAGGCCUCCUGGCCAUCUUUAAAUCUGGCGGCAUACCAGCUUUAGUGAAACUUCUGAGUUCACCAAUGGAAUCGGUGUUAUUCUACGCAAUCACAACUUUACACAAUCUUCUGUUGCACCAAGAUGGAUCCAAGAUGGCGGUCCGACUUGCUGGAGGCUUACAGAAGAUGGUAGCUCUCCUGCAGAGGAACAAUGUCAAAUUCCUCGCAAUCACGACAGACUGUCUCCAGAUUCUUGCUUACGGAAACCAGGAAAGCAAGCUGAUCAUCCUGGCCAGUGGAGGACCCGGUGAACUUGUUCGUCUCAUGAGAUCAUACACAUAUGAAAAACUUCUGUGGACCACAUCUCGUGUUCUCAAAGUUCUGUCUGUUUGUCCCAGUAACAAACCAGCUGUUGUUGAAGCUGGCGGUAUGCAGGCCCUGGCCAAUCACCUCGGUCAUGGAAGUCAGAGACUUGUACAGAACUGUCUCUGGACACUGAGAAACUUGUCAGAUGCUGCAACCAAAUGUGACACAUUAGAUGGACUUCUACAAAUGCUGGUACAGUUAUUGUCGUCUAAUGACAUCAACGUGGUCACAUGCGCUGCUGGUAUACUCUCGAACUUGACAUGUAACAACAUUCGUAACAAGAUGAUCGUGUGCCAGGUGGGCGGUAUCGAAGCUCUCGUCAGGACAAUUCUGCAAGCUGGAGACAGGGAGGACAUCACAGAGCCAGCUGUAUGUGCUUUACGUCACUUGACAGCGCGACACCAUGAGGCUGAGAUGGCCCAGAAUGCAGUGCGUUUGCACUAUGGUCUCCCAGUCCUCGUAAAACUUCUCCACCCACCAAGCAGAUGGCCACUGAUCAAGGCUGUGGUCGGUCUCAUUCGUAACCUGGCACUCUGCCAAGCCAACCAUGCCCCUCUCAGAGAGCACGGAGCACUACCAAGAAUUGUACAGCUGAUGAUAAGAGCUCACCAAGACACACAAAGGAGAGCAUCAAUCAGUUCUAAUGGACAAGGUAGUGGCUACGUAGAUGGCGUUAGAAUGGAGGAGAUCGUUGAGGGAACCGUCGGUGCCCUUCACAUCCUCGCCCGUGAGGCACAUAACAGAGCCGUCAUAAGGGGACUUAACUGUAUCCCACUUUUCGUACAGUUGCUGUAUUCACCAGUUGAGAACAUUCAGCGUGUCGCAGCUGGUGUGCUCUGCGAGUUGGCCUCCGACAAGGAAGGUGCCGAACUCAUUGAGCAGGAGGGAGCCACGGCUCCCCUCACGGAACUUCUCCACUCGAGGAACGAGGGAGUGGCCACAUACGCGGCUGCUGUUCUGUUCCGUAUGUCAGAAGACAAGCCUCAGGACUACAAGAAAAGAUUGUCAGUAGAACUGACCAGCUCUCUCUUCAGAGGGGACCAGAAUAUGGCAUGGGCUGAUCCACCAGGAUUUGACGACGUUGGUUUCGGUCAAGAUGAAUAUCGCUCCAACGAUCAAAUGUACAACCCAGGCAGCCAACAAAACAUGAGCGGGUCUCAACAUGACAUGAGCCGAGGUUAUGACAGUCAGUUGCCUAUAGAUUCUAUGCAGGGUUUAGAUCUAGGUAGCCAAGGUGGCAACCAGUAUGGUCCUAUGGACAACCUUGACAUUGGACCUCACGGCGAUCUCAGUUUCGGAAAUUUGGACAACAGUGGUAUGCCCCCACAAGGUCAGGGAGAUAACCCUGGCGGGCUACCCCAACAGUGGUUUGAUACCGACUUGUAAGGGGAGACAACUGUGUACUUAAUCAGUGAAUUAUUUUUUAUCAAACGUAGAGAUGAUUCAAGGGAGAUAACAAGUGUCAAAUUGUGGAAAUUAUCUGUUGAUAGUGACAUCUGUGACUACCAACUGUGCAAAAUACUUGGAUCUUAUAAACAGAUGUGUAAAGAUUUUAAUUCUGGUUUUAAAAUUUUUAGGACAUUCUUUUAUAUGUCAUUGUGUUUUGUACAAAAUGAAGCCAGAUGGAUAGUUUUAAACUAGACGAUGUGAAAUGUACAGAGAGUAAUCAGACGUAACACGUUGCCUUUUCGGACUCCACAUAUCCAUUUUCAGAACAGAAGUCGGAAAAACAUCAUCUUGUACAAUACCACACUGCCUUUUGAGUAUCAUUUGCUUUGAUUGCCAGUAAGUUGGAGAAUUCUUUGUUGAAAGGUUAUUUCAUUGAUGAAAAUUUUUUAUCGGUAAAUAUUUUACAGUUUUGAAAGUUUGGUAAAAAAAAAUUCUGACACAUUAAGACAUAGUGUCGGAAUGCAACUUUAGUAUGUGCUUGUUAAUUUUGCAGUUUUGAAAUUGAUAGCUUUUGGAAAGUUUUUUUAUAAAAAUUCAGGGAAAAAUUAUUAUAUAGUGGAAUAAAGUUUAAACGAGGUAAGUUAUUGACAGUGAAGACUUCAGAAAUGUUUUAAUGUGAAAUUGGCUAAUCAAUGCAUUUGUGCUUAAUUCACCUUUGUAUAUAGAGUUGUUGACAAAACUUGUAUAUGGGAGCAAUAUAUAUUGUGAAAUGUUUCAAAACCUAAUGCUGCGGGGGGCUUAACUGACCAGUUUUUAGUAAAAUUUGAAUUCAUUAAUGAAGAAAAAAAAAGAGGGGAAACACAAAGAUAUUGAUAUGAAUUUUAACUAUUUAUCAUCGUAAUAAAUUUUAGAAGAAACUUUUUAGAAAAAAAUUCUAAAGGUCUUGGUAAAAUUUUCAGUUUAUUUCAGAAAAUAUUUUGGUCAGUCCCUUACGUCUUUGUACUUAUAUUUAAAGUUAGUUAUAGAUAAUGUAGAUUAUGCUGCAUUUAUCACAGUUGGUAUUACCACCUUUUUUGAUCGAACAAACUGUCUGAAUUUCAUCUUUCUUUUGAAGAUCGAGAUCUUUUUGUAUGAAUAAAAUGUAUUUUAAACAUUUAAAAGUCAUCUUUAUUGCAUUUAUUUUCAUACAAGAAAUCUUGUUACUUUUGCACGCUGUUAAAUAAGGUGUUAGCUGUAAAUAGAAAAAAAAACAUUUAAAAUGGUGUGCAACAGUAAUCUUUUUUAAAAAGAUUUUCAUCAGAGUUGGCAGUCAUUAAGUUUUUUUUCUUUUCCGAAAAGUUUGAUCAAAAGAAUGGUAAUGUCUCUGAAGCAAAGAAAAAUCAAAGAAAACCUUACCAAUUAUAAUACCAUGUCAUUAUUUUAAUCAUGAUCAACAUUGUAUCAUUCACAGUUAAACUGUGUUUUUUUCUGUCUGAACUUUAUAUAUUUUUGACCAUUUUUUUAAUUGAACAAAAUGAACUAUUUUUAUAAUAUCAUCCAGGUAUAUUAUAUGUUUUGUGUAUAUAUAUCUUAUAUUAUUGUGUUCUUUAGUCAUAUUCUAGUUUUAUCAUUGAUGAACUGAAAAGGUUGUACAAAGAUAAAAACUAGGAACAUAUUCAGGUGUUACUUGUUCUUUUCCCAGGAAAGCACACAACUAUUAGGCCAUUAUUUUGUCAUGUUUACAAGCAAAUUUCAUCUUUUCUAUUUUCAAGCAGAUCAGUUUGCCUCAAAACAUUUUUAUCAAGCACCAUAAAUCUGACACCAUUUAACAUGUUUGAAAAGCAGACUGUUUUUAUCCCUUUGUAAAAUUUGUACAUAUUUAGUAGUUUUACAGUAGAAAAUGUUUUUAACUUCGAAAUUAGUAAAUAUUUUGUUAACUUCACAGAAUGUUUAUUACUACUCUUUCAAUUGAUGAUUUCAAAUCGAAAAUAACAUACUCCUGGUCUUCAUUUCAGCAAAUUUCGGCAUUUUUUUUUUUUUUAAUGUACUUGCAAAAAAAUGUUUUUAUGCUUUAAGCCAUUUAGAUUUUGACUGGUAUUCUCUUCGUAAAAGUCGUGUCAUUCCAUUCACAGAGACUGUUAUAUUAUUGGUUGUACAUGCGUUUUAUAUACAUGUUGCAUACUGUACAGUGCAUGCGAAAUUUCAUUUUUUAGCAAACUUUUUACCCCCAAACUUCCUUAUUUCUCUCUUUCGUAUGUUCAUUAUUGGAUAAGAAUGAAAUUUUAGUGCAUUCUAAAUUAGUACUGUGCUAUAUUUUACUUUUCUUUGUACUGGUAUUAUUAAAUGUGAAUUAAAAUGAUAUAAAAAUGA
Mercenaria mercenaria is the source of this 5078-nucleotide messenger RNA. Its product is annotated as catenin beta-like. Gene Ontology annotation, molecular function: transcription coactivator activity; cadherin binding; alpha-catenin binding. NCBI's taxonomy places the organism in Eukaryota, Metazoa, Mollusca, Bivalvia, Venerida, Veneridae. Gene Ontology annotation, biological process: positive regulation of transcription by RNA polymerase II; cell adhesion. Gene Ontology annotation, cellular component: catenin complex; adherens junction. Bases 255 to 2726 code for a protein of 823 amino acids. The transcript is spliced from 15 exons. The record is from RefSeq and is a predicted model, not a curated record.